GAUUUGCUCAUUAUAACGACCAAUGAAGGUUUCACCUCAUAAUAAGUUCAGAGCCAUGUGAUAUCAUAGCAGUUUGAUUAACAGCUGUUGAUUCUUGAACACACCCCUGAAGUUGCGUUUGGUCCAUAAAUGUUCACCCAAAGUCGCUGGUUCAAUCACAGAUGGUGCGGUCCGUCCAAAAGCCAGCCAAUAGCAUCAAGAGUUGUCAUCGUAGAGAAGGAAAAAAAAUCCUGACAGUCGCCAUGAUGCUUGUUUUCUCCCUGUGAUACAGCAGCGGAAACGAGUGAAGCAAGUAGAAACAAAAGAGCACGCACACGUCCUCGCGAGUUGGUAUGCGUUUGCAGGUAAAAAUCAUCAACACAGGCGACGAGUUUAUUUGGUGUUACAGCAGGAAUGCCCAAAGAAAAAUAUGACCCGCCAGACCCCAGGCGGAUGUACACCAUCAUGUCAACUGAGGAGGCAGCCAAUGGAAAGAAGUCUUACUGGCCUGAGCUGGAAAUCACUGGUAAUGUCAGAAGCCUGAGCCCGUCUCUGUGGACUCUGACCCACCUCACUGCCCUACACAUCGCUGACAACUGUCUGUCACGCAUCCCACCUGACAUUGCCAAACUACACAACCUGUUGUACCUGGAUCUAUCGUCCAAUAAGAUCAGGAGCCUGCCGGCAGAGCUCGGCAACAUGGUGUCUCUCAGGGAACUGCUUUUAAAUAACAACCAGUUGCGGGUUCUGCCAUUUGAAUUGGGGAAACUGUUUCAGUUACAAACACUGGGGUUGAAAGGAAACCCACUUGCACAAGAAAUCAUGAGCCUGUACCAGGAGCAUGAUGGCACCAGGAAACUGCUCAACUACCUGCUGGACAAUCUGGCAGGUUCAAUCAAAUGCACCCCCACAGAGCAGCCCCCGUCCCGGUCGUGGAUCGCACUCCAGGAGCCUGACCAGACGAGGCCUUCUGCAUUGUUCUCUGUUAUGUGCUACAACGUGCUGUGUGAUAAGUACGCCACACGCCAGCUCUACGGCUACUGCCCCUCCUGGGCCCUCAACUGGGAGUACAGGAAGAAGUCCAUCAUGCAGGAGAUCAUGAACUGCAGCGCUGACAUCAUCAGCCUACAGGAAGUGGAGACAGAGCAGUACUACCAGUACUUCCUGCCAGAGCUGAAGGAGCAGGGCUAUGAGGGCUUCUUCAGCCCCAAGUCUCGAGCCAGAACCAUGCACGAGUCAGACCGCAAACAUGUGGACGGUUGCGCAGUAUUCUACAGGACAGAAAAGUUCAGCGUGGUGCAGAAACACACGGUGGAGUUUAACCAGCUAGCCAUGGCUAACUCUGAGGGCUCUGAGGCCAUGCUCAACAGGGUCAUGACCAAGGACAACAUCGGAGUGGCCGUACUGCUGGAGGUCCGCAAGGAGAUGAUGGAGGAAUCCUCGGGGAAGUCUCUGCACGGCAUGGAGAAACAGCUCCUACUGGUGGCCAAUGCCCACAUGCACUGGGACCCGGAGUACUCUGACGUCAAGCUGGUCCAGACCAUGAUGUUCCUGUCUGAGGUGAAGAACAUUGUGGACAAGGCCACGCGCAGCCUCAAACUCUCCUCUGUCUCUGGGGAGACCAACAGCAUCCCUCUAGUGCUUUGUGCUGACCUCAACUCUCUACCAGACUCUGGCGUGGUGGAGUACCUGAGUCAAGGUGGAGUGGACUGCACCCACAAGGACUUCAAGGAGCUGCGCUACCUCGACAGCCUCACCAAUUUUAACUGCAACGGCAAGAACGGGAACUCCACGUCCAACUCCAGGAUCACCCACGGCUUCAAGCUGAGGAGCGCCUACGAGGACAGCCUGAUGCCUUACACCAACUACACCUUCGACUUCAAGGGUGUGAUUGACUACAUCUUCUACUCCAAGCCUCAGCUCAACGUGUUGGGCAUCCUGGGUCCCCUGGACUCCAACUGGCUCCAUGAGAACAAUAUCAGCGGCUGUCCGCACCCCCACAUCCCCUCUGACCACUUCUCCCUGUUCACCCAACUGGAGCUGCUGCUGCCCAGCACCCUGCCCCAGGGCCAGGUCAACAACCAGGUCAACAACCAGGUCAACGGCAUCCACCUGCCUGGAGGCCGCAGGUAGUCGUGAGACACCACCGGGGGGAGGGGGGCGCUGUAAUUUGGUCUAAAGCCUCUCCCUCCAUCGCCUCUCUUCUUCAAACUGAAGGAGGAAGACAAGACAGGCAACCAUCCUGUUAAAAAAGAAUCAGCCAUACAGUGAGGUCUGGCUGACAGGGAUUUCUGUUAUUAUAGAUAUAUUUUUUAUUUUCCUUGUUUUCAUUUUGAUAAUGCUAAAGUAAAUCCUGUCUGUCCAUUAUAUUAUCUUGUGUUUUAGAUCCCCCUGUCAUUCUUACCCAUAAUGCUUUUGUAACUCCUUAACAGAUGGUAGCAUCCAAUUUCACAAUAUCCCCUUGGCCCAUUAUAGAUAUUGAGAUUAAUUUUUAGCAAUACCAGCAGACUCUUGUUGACUUUGACAUGACCUGUGCAGUCUUGAACAAUGGCACAAGAAAAUCUGUCACUUGAGAGUUGUGGACACCUUCAUGAGGCAAGGAGAGAAAGGACACCACUUCUCAAAAUUCGAGCUGAUGGUCUGUCCUAUACCAAUCUCAAACCAGCAAAAACAGUGUUAGACUGGUCUGUCUCACUCUCCCUACCAGCCAAGGCUCGGGGUGGGCCUUCGCUUUUCUCUCCUCUGGGCUCAAUGUGAUGGUACUUAGAUAUCUCCCAUAUAUCUGGAGCAUCCCAUAGGAGAGAGUAGCGCUCCUCUCUGCUACAGGGCCCAUCUCUUUGUGGGUCCACUACUGUGGUGCUCACCUGGUGCUACCAGUCCUCUCAUUGACUAAUAGAACUCAGUCCAUUGUCUCCCUAUCCAAGUGGUGCAAUAGAAACUAACCCCACUGGUGCAUUAAGACUCACUGUUGAGGUUUUUAGACGUAUUGUUAUCCUUUAGGACUACUGCAUCCACCAAAUACACUUGUCUGGACCCACGUGUGGCAAGCUUAGCUCUAGUUAGCACAGGUUUGUCGGCUUGCCGGUCAGGCAUAGUGCUAGAAACGCAUCUGGAUUCUCUGGACUGAAACCAAAUGUAAUGAGUUUAGUUGCAUAACAUGUCAUUAGUGGCAAUCCCUUUUUGCACACUAUUACCUCCUGUUUGCGUACGCGACGGUCAUCCAUUUUCUUGUUCAUGACUUCGUUUGGACCAGUUACCACCUUUCGUAAUAGGGAAUGGGGUUUUGGCUGAGGGGCAAUGGGAUGGGGAAUUAUCAACAAAUUUCACUUAGUUUGUUAUUUUUUUUAAGCAGAGGGAGGUCACUAGCUGAUUUACAGGAGUUUAAACCAGCAAUCCUCAUGGUCACACACACACAGAUCUUGUAGCACUGUCUCUUGAGGCCAGUAGUGACUUUCCCCCAGCCAUAAAUUCCCUACUCUACAGCAGUGGGGUUUUUCCACCAGUGUUUGUACAGAAUAUAAAUGUAGAUUCAGUCUUUACAUGAUUGUAUAUGAGCCACUAAAGACCUGUUUUCUGGCGGUUUUUGUACUGAUCUGAUUUGAGGAAAAUACAGGAUUGUAUUGUAAACUAUGACUACAUUUUUAUCCAGGAAAUGUUAAGAUUAAUUCAAAUUACCAGCUUGUACAAAAUACGUAAGGGGUUGUUCUGAGCGUUCACUCCCCCCCCCCAGGUUAACUGUUUUGAUGUAUCAGUAUUGAUUGGUUUCCUGCUGUUUUUGAUUUGAGGGCAUGUUGCUCAGAUUGUAAAUAGAUCUACUGACUAAACCUCCUGAUGCUUCUCACCCAUUCUAUUAAUAAGCCUUCCUGCCACCAACCUAACCUACCAUUCAUCCAUUCACAGUUCAGGCCAUAGUAACACCAUGGCCUGUAUCCACAAAGUCUCCGAGUAGGAGUGCUGAUCUAGGAUCUGUCCAUAUUAUUCAUUAUGAUCUAAAAGAAACAACUGAUCCAUACUCUGAGACACUUUGGAUACCAAUAACACCCUAUUCCCUUUAGUUUACUACUGUUGACCAGUCCUGUGUUGCUCUGGUCAAGAGUACUACUGUUGACCAGUCCUGUGUGGCUCUGGUCAAGCGUGUACUACUGUUGACCAGUCCUGUGUGGCUCUGGUCAAGAGUGUACUACUGUUGACCAGUCCUGUGUGGCUCUGGUCAAGCGUGUACUACAUGGGGAAAUAAAGUGUCAUUUCAGAUAUGUCCUCAGAGGGUUUUCACAUCACACCUCCACUAUUCCAUAAUUCCAGUGUUGUACAACCGGAACAUUGUGCCUCACCUUCGCAGUUUGUAGUCUUGCACUAUUUACAAUCGGCGAACGCCGGAACAACCUCUUCUGUUUAUUUUUAAAUACUGUCGAGACAUUUGUGAAGAUUUUGUGCUUUUGGCUUAUGUUAGGAUAUUAUUUUUUUGUAUGAGCUGUGAGCAUGUUAUGGGGUGUGUGUAUGUAUAUCUCUCCUCCUGGGUGAGCGAUCUAGUAAUCAGGUAUGGAAUAUUUGUCUUGUUUUUUCUGGGGCAAAGCGAAGACCUCUUGUAAGCCCCCUCAGUUCCAUAAUGUUUUGCACCCUCCUUGUACUCUAGAACCCCUUAUCCCCAUAGCCACCUAGCCUCUCUUGACCCUGCCCCGGCCUCCACCACGAAUCUAAAUUCUGAAUCUACAAAAGCAUGUUCCCCUUUAAAACCCCUUAACGGUCAAGUGUAUUCCUUUAGUCCUGUCUUUUUAACCCCUCUACAGAAGCCCCUGUAUGGUUCCAGCCACUCUGGUACCAUCUGUAGGGCAGGCUAUCAGGUGGCCCACACAGACUUGUUGCUAUUAUCUAUCUGUUUUAUCACCGGGACCAAAACAUGAAAUAUGUCAAUAGUGGCUGACACUGUUGCAACUGUCACAUUUUUAACAGGAAAUGUAAUAAUGCACACUUAUGAUAGUUGCCCCGUCUAGCCCACAAUGAUUUGUCAAUUAAAUAAAAUAUGAUCACCUUUUUAAAGUAAAUAUGAUACUGAAGCCACUGUGCUAAAGUUAGCAUUUUAUGAAUUUUUACAGAGGAAAAAUAUUGAAAUAUUAAUGUCCUUUAAAAGUUGUUUUCUGUCCCUACUUUCCUCUUUUUUUCUUCUUUUUUCUCUCCAGAAACCAAUGUCUGGUUUGAUAACCCUGAAUUGCUGAUACUGUUGUAGCUUUUUUGUAAAGUGUGAAUAAAAUAUGUAUCAUGUUUCCUUUCUAAAAUGUUGAA
Salvelinus namaycush (lake trout) is the source of this 5259-nucleotide messenger RNA. Its product is annotated as CCR4-NOT transcription complex subunit 6-like. The transcript has 12 exons. Gene Ontology annotation, biological process: nuclear-transcribed mRNA poly(A) tail shortening. The coding region runs from base 394 to 2112 and encodes 572 amino acids. The record is from RefSeq and is a predicted model, not a curated record. Gene Ontology annotation, cellular component: cytoplasm; CCR4-NOT complex; nucleus. Lineage: Eukaryota; Metazoa; Chordata; Actinopteri; Salmoniformes; Salmonidae. Gene Ontology annotation, molecular function: poly(A)-specific ribonuclease activity; protein binding.